This is a messenger RNA of Opisthocomus hoazin, 891 nucleotides long. NCBI's taxonomy places the organism in Eukaryota, Metazoa, Chordata, Aves, Opisthocomiformes, Opisthocomidae. The record is from RefSeq and is a predicted model, not a curated record.
AUGGGCUCCAACGCUGCCGGGGAGGGGGCCGGGGCGCUUCCCAAGACGGGCUGGUUUGCGGGCAGCGGGCGGAGGCAGCGUGCCCGCUCGCUGGCUGUUGGGCGCAGCCUUCAUAAACGUAUGACCAACACCACGGGCUGGAGGCUGCUCGCUGCCUACUCCAUGACGGACAGGGAGUUCAGGGUCGCUAGCCUUAGGGAUUACACCAAGCCCAAGAACAGGCCUUCACCCAGGGAGCUGGAGGAGCUGGAACUGCUGAACAGGGCCUUAGAGAAGGCACUGAGAGUCAGGAAAAGCAUCUUGAAAACUCCAUUAGAGGCCCAGGGAGCUAUAAGAGAGACAUCUGCAGGUGAGGGACCUGCUCCCAAGAAUGCUGAAGAGCAACAAGUGCCUGCACCUGUUGAGGGUGUUCCUGAGAGCACAAAGGUGAGAGCUUUGAGCAAAAAGCCUGCCUCUUUGAAGAAACCCUCUCCAUACCAGUUAAGAGCCCCUUACAGGACUGACCCAGAGGUGAAAAAACUGUGCCGUCUGAAGCUACCCCUUCCCUACAGGAAAGCCUAUUCCAGGAACUCCAGGGGACAGACGUGUGACAGUGCAGGCAUGCUGGCUGUGCCUCUCCUUUGUUACUCCAGUUUCCAGGAGCUGAGCGACCUGUUUGCCUUGAAGCUCAAAGUGUCAAUUCUGCACCAAGAAAUUGCCUUACAAAAGAGACACAUGGAGAACAAGAAAGGGAACCCCCUGCAGGUCAUGAUGGCAGAACUCCUGCCUGUCCUGGAGUCCAGGCUCUACCCGGAGGCCCCUGCGGCUCAGCUGUAUCGGGCGAUUUACACGCAGCUCUGUGAAGGAGGCAAGCGAUUCCCUGUGCUGGUGAGGGACGAGCUGGCAGACUGA